CACAUAUAAUUGUUGUUUCAGUGCCUCGGUAAUGUCGGCAAAGACAGUAAAAUAGCAUACACCGACUUUUGUAACGUGUCUUGUUCUAUUUAAAUUCCUUCAGAUUUGGUAACAUCAAGCAAAACAGGGCGCGAUACGUGUCAGCCUCGGCAGACGCGUAAUAUGGGUAGGAGAAGAUAGCAAGUAAGAGAAAGGGGAAAAAGGUGGGGGAAAGGGCCAACACUCUGGUUGGUGCUAGGGCUGCAGCCAGCUAGCGCCCCGCGAGAGCAAGAGACCAUAAUCUCUUAAAUUAACACACGGAAUGAGAUGGAACCCUCGUUCUCUAAACAGCUGAGCGCGCGCAGGAGACUGGAUGGAGAGGAUCGGAGAAACAAAGCGCGUGAUACCGAUUUGAUUUAAGCGUUCACAAGAAAGAAGGCGAACCAAGAAAUACUAUUAUUUCCUUUAUUUCUAUUUUCCAAUUUUAUACCAAAAAGAGACGCUGAAAACGAAUCUAAGGAGAAAUUGCAAUGCAAAGUGGAGAUCGUGAUACGAGUCAACAUAAGAGUGAACGAGUUGGAAGUCUUAAGUGGACAAAUACAACUAACAAGAGUUGGUUGAAACUUGGGGCAAAGACGAAACCAUGCAUUUUCUAAUGAGAAUGUCUCUCACCAAAUGCUGUCAUAUGAUGAGCGUCCUGAUCUCUCUGUACGGUUUCCCAGUGUCCAGUCUGAACAGGAUACGAGCACACGCCGAGGACAAGCUGCUGAACUCUCUCUUCGCCCGCUACAACAAGCUCUCCCGGCCCGUCGCCAACAUCUCCGACGUGGUGCUGGUGCGGUUCGGGCUGUCCAUCGCCCAGCUCAUCGACGUGGAUGAGAAGAACCAGAUGAUGACAACCAACGUCUGGGUGAAGCAAGAGUGGAAUGACUAUAAACUGAGAUGGAACCCGGAGGAAUACGAGAACGUCACCUCUAUCCGGAUUCCCUCGGAACUCAUCUGGAGACCAGACAUCGUCCUCUAUAACAAUGCCGACGGAGACUUUGCGGUGACCCACCUGACCAAGGCGCACCUGUUCUACGACGGCCGGAUCAAGUGGAUGCCUCCGGCCAUCUACAAGAGCUCCUGCAGCAUCGACGUCACCUUCUUCCCCUUCGACCAGCAGAACUGCACCAUGAAGUUCGGCUCCUGGACUUACGACAAGGCCAAGAUCGACCUGGUGAGCAUGGCCAGCAACGUGGACCAGAUGGACUACUGGGAGAGCGGGGAGUGGGUCAUCGUCAACGCGGUGGGGAGGUACAACAUCAAGAAGUACGAGUGCUGCACCGAGAUCUACUCGGACAUCACCUACUCCUUCAUCAUCCGGAGGCUUCCGCUCUUCUACACCAUCAACCUGAUCAUCCCCUGCCUGCUCAUCUCCUGCCUGACGGUGCUGGUCUUCUACCUGCCCUCGCAGUGCGGCGAGAAGAUCACGCUCUGCAUCUCCGUCCUCCUCUCCCUCACCGUCUUCCUCCUCCUCAUCACCGAGAUCAUCCCGUCCACCUCGCUGGUCAUCCCGCUCAUCGGCGAGUACCUGCUCUUCACCAUGAUCUUCGUCACCCUCUCCAUCAUCAUCACCGUCUUCGUGCUGAACGUGCACCACCGCUCGCCGCGCACGCACAGCAUGCCGCAGUGGGUCCGCCGGGUCUUCCUGGACCUGGUGCCCCGCAUCCUCUGCAUGAAACGCCCCUCCGCCGUCUGCAAGGACAACUGCAAGAAGCUCAUCGAACUGAUGCACAAGGGUCCCCCGCCGCCGUCGGUCUGGGCCCCGCCGGACCCUCCCGAUGGUCCGGAACUCUCGGCCCCACCCUCUCCCACACCGUCCCAGCCACCGCCUCCGCCCCCGCUCCUGAGCCACCCCCUGGAGGAGCACUCCCCAAAAACGCAGCUUUUGCUCACCUCCCCCUCCAGCCAAUACUCCAUCCUCCUGGAGGAGCCCCCACAGACGGGGUACCUCACCCCCCCGGUCGCCCCCCUGCUCCGCCUCGGCCUGGACGAGCCCCCGGCGCUCUUGCUCGGCGCGCAGUGCGACUUCAGCGAGGGGGCGGAGCCGCCCCCCCAGAAGCCGUCGCACUGCCGCUCCCGGGGCGUCCAGUACUGCUGCCUCCACGAGGAGUCCUCCCAGAGCGACGGGCAGAGCGGCAGGUCCCCCGGCAGGUCCCCUGCCUUCCCGCGCCGGCCCCUCACCCAGGAAACCUCCUGCGGGCCCCCCGACGACGCCGCCACGGGGCCCGGGCGGGCCUUCAACGUCUGCGCCUCGGCCGACGGGCACCGCCUGCUCCUGAUGUCGCCCUCCAUGAAGCUGGCCGUCGAGGGCGUGCAGUACAUCGCCGACCACCUCCGAGCCGAGGACGCGGACUUCUCCGUGAAAGAGGACUGGAAGUAUGUUGCGAUGGUCAUAGACCGGAUAUUCCUCUGGAUGUUCAUCAUGGUGUGCAUUCUGGGAACUGUGGGACUCUUCCUUCCUCCGUGGCUGGCCGGAAUGAUCUAGAACAAUCUAAAACACGGAGGAGGGCCUGCCUCCCUCCGGAGCCAGAUUAAGGGGGAGUGGGCGGGAAGGGCCAGUAACACGACCGGAUAAAUUAUUCUCUCCCUUAUGGACAAUAUUUUUUUUAUGAAGGAUCAUUAGGGCACAAGCAGUGUAUGUUUAUUUAUUUAUUUAUUCAUUCCAUUUGUCCUUUUGAGGAGUUAGGGUGCUUGAGAGGGCUUUAUUCUGACCCAAGCUGUGAAUCACUAUCUAUCAUGUACAGCUGUUUUCCGCCCAUAUGCAUUUAACAUCCAUACUAAAUGCAGACAUGUUUGGGAAGGCUGUGCUUUUUGUGUUUGGAACAUAUCGAUUCCUUUUGAGACCAAAAAGAUGAUAAAUCGCCCUCCUAUAGGGCUUUUCCACCAACACAGUGCAGGAGCCAGUUCCCAAACCAAAUCUCGGACUGUUCAUUGAGCAUUUCCAAAAAAAAAAAAAAACUCAGUGAUCAAAAUCUGCUCUGAACCUGCCGGUCUGGAGCCAAGGAGCCCAUGUUGUCAGUGCCAGGGGUGGGGUAAUGACAUCUGAACCGCCAUUAAAAAAAAAUAAAUAAAUAAAUUUUUUUUAAAAGCAAUGGAUGCAGCAAGUGUGGGAAAUGGGACAAAAUGAGUGAAAUUAAUAGCAAAACGAUAACUCAGUAACUCAGCCAUGGUUUUUAUGUCAUGUCAAUUUCUGUAAAUUACCCUUUAUUUGAGUGUCAUUUUUUUUUUUUUGGACUGAUCCCCCAGUUGGCCUGAUCCCCUUGGACUGAGCACAGUGGCUCCCAACCACAGUCUUGGUGCCCCUGUGUGUUCAUUGGUUUUUGUUCCAAUCAUAGUUGCAAUCCUUGCAUUUCAACAAGAUGUUCAUUUUUCUUAAUUAGGUACUUUUCAUGCCUAAAGGGAUUAUUUACCCUAUUUAGGCCACAUUUAUGCCAGAAAUAGCUAUGCAUGCCAUGAAGAAUCAAAGUACAGUUUUCACAUUGUGCUUAUUGUGCUGUAUUGUUACAUAAAAAGAGAUAACAAAAUGAUUUAUCUGAUCAAAUUAAAGACUGGUGAGAUGAGUCAACUGGCUUCUAAUUAGGUUGUUGAAUACAUGUUUUUUAAGUUCUUUUGAAUCUUCAUUUUUUCCUUAAACUUACUAACACAAUGCAGGUUAUCAUUUGCUUUGUCUGAAUUCUUCAUUAUCUACCAAAUGGUUAGUUUUAGUGGCCAUGUGCCCACACUUUCACCAAUUAUGUGACAGUCAAACAUUACAAGAUAUUUUAAAAGGAACAAAUUAAUGGCGGCCAAAAAUAACACAGUCAGCACAGAUUCUUAGCUUUUCUAAACAUGCUUGGAGGGUUUUUAUUUUGCUAGCAAUUUAAAUGUUUUCUCUAAGGGACUCACAGCAUUAGUCUGUUUCUAUAUUGUCUGGGAAGUGAGGAUGAAUUAAAAACAUGUUUAUUUUCUGUGUCUGAAUGUCCGAAUGUCAAUGCCCUUGUUAAAAUGUUCAGCACUCUGAAUACUGAACACAAGUGCUAUUGCGUGCUAGAACCCCUCAUCUAACCUACCCAUGAAAUAUAUUUAAUGUGAUUUAACUAUUAUCACUGAAGAUAACAAUUAUCAAAUUUAACUGCCAGAUUCAUACCUUGCCAGAGUAUUACCUUCUUCCAGUUUCAACACAACAGGGACAAAAGAAAACACUAAGAAACAAAAGAAAAAGCUAAAAACACACAACCAAGGAACCAACAGCUAUAUAAAAAGAGGAAAAUCCUUCUUCUCCAAGGGUCCAUAACCAGCUGGUUUUCCACGUGGCCAUCUUAAAUGAAAUACCUUACCCAGCAGGGCUUGAGGAUGUUUGGCUGAUUGGGUUAUUCCAAGUUAAGAAGGGGGGAUGCAGUGGUCAGGCUCAUUAAUGACAAGGACUGGCCUAUAUAAAAGCUGACAGUGUAGGCUACUUAUUACAGUGACCUUAUGUUGUUGAAAGCAGGGUUAAAACCAUGAUAUUAUUAUCAAAAGAUUCAUGAAUUUUGUCUCUUUCUAACAAGACCAAGCAUGAAUAUGUUAUGAGGUAAUUCAGUUCAGCUGUUAAAUACCUCUAAAAAGCAUGGAAGUUCACUUAUAUUUCUAACAACAGAGGUGAUAUUUGUAGACAAAUAAUUGUUAAAAAACCAACCAGCUGUAAUCACUUUCAGGCAACAUAUUUUCAAUGGAACAAAACCAAAUCAUACUGCAUUGGUUUCCACUUGAAACUUGGAACUGCUUCUAAAAAUGUAGAUUUCAACUUUCAGGUCUCAAAAACCAUUAUCUAUAUGGACAGAAGGAUUUUCAAUCCAUGAUUCGAUGCAAUGUCACUGUUUGCAUUUCAACUUAAAUCAAGAGGGACAUGUGCAUUCAGUGUCCAUGCUGGGCCUCUGGCCCCAUAAAUAGCUUAUACUGUCUCUUCCAAGACAAACUCUGCAGGAUGUGGGACCCAUGGAUCACACUGCUCCCCACUGAGGAGCCAGAGAAUAACUGCAAUGGCACACUACUCCCCACUGAUCAUCCAGAGAUAACUGCACACUGUUCCCCACUGAUCAGCCAGAGACAACUGCACACUGCUCCCCACUGAUCAGCCAGAGAAUAACUGCAAUGGCACACUACUCCCCACUGAUCAUCCAGAGAUAACUGCACACUUUUCCCCACUGAUCAGCCAGAGAUAACUGCACAUUGCUCCCCACUGAUCAGCCAGAGAUAACUGCACGCUGCUCCCUAAUGAUCAGCCAGAGAUAACUGCACACUGCUCCCCACUGAUCAGCCAGAGAUAACUGCACACUGUUCCCCAAUGAUCAGCUAGAGAUAACUGCACACUGCUCCCCACUGAUCAGCCAGAGACAACUGCACACUGCUCCCCACUGAUCAGCCAGAGACAACUGCACACUGCUCCCCACUGAUCAGCCAGAGAAUAACUGCAAUGGCACACUACUCCCCACUGAUCAUCCAGAGAUAACUGCACACUGUUCCCCACUGAUCAGCCAGAGAUAACUGCACACUGCUCCCCACUGAUCAGCCAGAGAUAACUGCACACUGCUCCCCACUGAUCAGCCAGAGAUAACUGCACUCUGGACACUACUCCCCACUGAUCAGCCAGAGAAUAACUGCACACUGCUCCCCACUGAUCAGCCAGAUAUAACUGCACACUGCUUCCCACUGAGCAGGCCAAAGGAAAAAUGCAACUGCAACUGUACAUUUCUGUACAGAGUUUGAUAAAUAGUUGGGUUCUUUAUAAACCUUGCUGUCCUUCAUAAUUUGGCCUUCAGCCUUGUUUUGCCUGUGGGCAUAAGCUGUGGUUGGAAGGAAUGUUCCAGCCCAGUGCCUCCAGCCAAUUUAUAAACCCCCAGCGCAACACUCCAGCCAAUAGCAGUCAUCUUCAGGGUGU
Messenger RNA from Anguilla rostrata (American eel), 5920 nucleotides. It is a transcript of the gene chrna4b, whose product is annotated as cholinergic receptor, nicotinic, alpha 4b. NCBI's taxonomy places the organism in Eukaryota, Metazoa, Chordata, Actinopteri, Anguilliformes, Anguillidae. The coding region runs from base 623 to 2509 and encodes 628 amino acids. The transcript is spliced from 6 exons. Gene Ontology annotation, cellular component: plasma membrane; neuron projection; synapse. The record is from RefSeq and is a predicted model, not a curated record. Gene Ontology annotation, biological process: response to nicotine; regulation of membrane potential; nervous system process. Gene Ontology annotation, molecular function: acetylcholine-gated monoatomic cation-selective channel activity; acetylcholine receptor activity.